Messenger RNA from Merops nubicus (carmine bee-eater), 642 nucleotides. RefSeq names its product sister chromatid cohesion protein PDS5 homolog B-like. The record is from RefSeq and is a predicted model, not a curated record. The annotation marks the transcript as partial. Gene Ontology annotation, cellular component: nucleus; chromatin. The transcript is spliced from 5 exons. Gene Ontology annotation, biological process: mitotic sister chromatid cohesion; DNA repair. Lineage: Eukaryota; Metazoa; Chordata; Aves; Coraciiformes; Meropidae.
UUUCAAAACGGUGAAAUCAUGGCUCAUUCAAAGACGAGAGCCAAUGAUGGAAAAAUCACCUAUCCUCCAGGAGUCAAAGAAAUCUCUGAUAAAAUAUCUAAAGAAGAGAUGGUGAGAAGGCUGAAGAUGGUUGUGAAAACUUUCAUGGAUAUGGACCAGGACUCUGAAGAAGAAAAGGAGCUCUACUUAAAUCUUGCAUUGCAUCUUGCUUCAGAUUUUUUCCUCAAACAUCCUGAUAAGGACGUGCGUUUGUUGGUAGCCUGUUGUCUUGCUGAUAUCUUCAGAAUUUAUGCGCCUGAAGCUCCAUAUACUUCACCAGAUAAAUUAAAGGAUAUAUUUAUGUUCAUAACAAGGCAACUUAAGGGUUUAGAAGAUACAAAAAGCCCCCAGUUUAAUCGAUAUUUUUAUUUGCUUGAGAACAUUGCUUGGGUCAAGUCUUAUAAUAUAUGCUUUGAAUUAGAAGACAGCAAUGAGAUUUUUACACAGUUGUACAGAACACUGUUUUCAGUAAUUAACAACGGUCAUAACCAAAAAGUACACAUGCACAUGGUUGAUCUAAUGAGCUCUAUCAUUUGUGAGGGAGAUACUGUGUCACAGGAACUUUUGGAUACAGUGUUAGUUAAUCUAGUGCCAGCACAUAAG